GCCGAUCUUCUGCGUCGCAGACAGGCGGUGAACAUCAUCCCGGCGCAGAUCUUCCAGCCUCUCUACAGACAGGAGGAGCUGCGACGAGCAGCAGCGGGAGCUUGAGAUCGCCUUUCAGGACGUGUACACAGAGGAGCGCAAGGUCAAAGGUGACUUAAUGCUGCAGCUGGUACCCGAACCUCUUCCCUCUUUGUCUGCUGCUAGUCAUGAUGAGGAGCUGGAUGUGACCCUUGACCCUGAAUGUGCACCUGAAGGAGAAGAGCCUGAGACACCAGUCACUGAAACUCCAGCUUCUCCUCCGGCUGACCCGGGCAGACGGGCUCUGACCAGACUGCUGGAGCGCAUCAGGAGGCAGAGAGAUCAGAGGACCCGUCAGCAGAUCGCUGACACGCCAGUGACGUCACAUGACGGAGAUGCUGAGGAGCAAGCCUUGAGUGUUGAAACAGGAUCUUUAAGCAGCCAGGAAAAAGCAUCAGGAGGCAGUUCAGAGGAGCAGACACCCAGCACAACGCACACUGAGGAGGCUCCUGAUGUAAGUGAUGAAGCUGUUGUGGCUGGAACGCUGCUGCCACUGGAGGAACGAGUCCAUCUGAUGCCAGAGAGUGAGAGGAGGGCACACGUGGACCAGCCGACCCAUGUGGAGGCACUUUUGAGACAGCAGCAGGAGCAGCUGGCUUUGCUGGAGGAGCUGGAAGAGAAACGGCGUGAGCUCGAGCAGCGCUUGAGAGACACUCAACAGACCAGCAGGACACUGCAGGAAGCUGCUCAGAGGCAUGCUGGGAUUGAAGAGAGCACAGCACUUCCUGAACUGCCUGCAGAGGUUCGUCCGGAUGUCGCGCACACGCAGAGACUCCAUCAGUACCAGCAGAGGCUCCUGGAGCAGAACAGGCUUCAUAAGAAGUGUGUAGAGGAAGCUCGUCGACGGCUGGAGGAGUAUCAGCAUACUCUGAAAUUACGAUACGCCAUGGGCAGCACAUCAGCAGCACCACAGCAGACUUCUUUUCCUCCAGAGGCACAAUUUGAUGACCGCUCUGCACCUCCUCUCCAUCUCAUCCCGGAUCCUAAUGUCCUCCAUCCAGAAAAAGCACCUGUUAGUCAGUUUCCAUCUCGCCCUGCUCCAUCUCAGCAGCCUUGCGUCAGCCUGCCGAACCCCUCUGGAUCUGAUUCCAGCUGCCUAUCAGUUCUCUCAGAAAGGUCACCGCAGGAUGGACAGGAAGAUGGUGUUUCUGAGCAGGACCGGCUCCCUCUUCCUCCCCCUUCUGUGGUUCUGGAGCUCCUGCGCAGUCGGCAGCAUCGUGCAAUGCCACGACCCGCUGAGGUCAGUGGGUCAGUGAUGGUGCCUUCCUUCGGUUCUGCCGGUCCAGUGCGGCCCAUGACGCUGCUUCAGAACCAGGCACAGCAGGAGCAGCCACCUGUGGAGGUGGACAGACAGGAGAUAAGAAGACAGCGAGACAUCCUGCAGGCUCUGAUCACAGCAGACCGACAGGGUUUAGGGUUGAGCUCUAGCGAUGUUCAGACACACCGGAUGACUUUGAACUCUCUGCUAAAUGCCAAUGAGGAAGGUAACAGCCAGACCGAACUCUCGACAGCACCCGGCCAGCGGGACAGAGUCGCUAUCGCCACAGCAGUCUUCGCAGAUGACUGUGUACAUGAUCCAGCCCCAGUGCAUCGUGGGAGAGUGAGGCCACCCGUGUCUCGUCCACCCGCCCGUUUGGCCUUCUUACGGCAGAUGGAGCAGCAUGAACUCAGUGCUAUACAGGAAGUGGACACUCCAGUCAACAUCAGUCUGGAUACAGAGCUCCAGUCUGUUGAUGUGAGUGAAUCCAGCAGUGUGUCUCUCCCCGCCGUCUCCUCUGAAGACACUCACAGCGUGAGUCAGGGGUCGCAGGUCACGGGCAGAAUCAGCCGCAUGUCCUGGAGAGAAACGCUCCUGCGUGACGCUACAUCCUCAGCGAGUCUAUCCAGCAUGAAUCACAAGCAAGAGUGCGUUGGAGCUGUUGACCCAGACUAUCUCUCGUCCACUACGAUCUCAACAGGAAGCUAUUCCACUAGUGACCAUGAGCCCAGUUAUGCUGUUUCAGAUGCAUCUCAUCUCUGCAUAGAGCCUGAUCACCCAUCACCCAGAUCCAGUUCCGGUCACACGCCUGCUGACCAGGAACAGGAAGUAAGAGACUCUGUGCAGCAGAUCAUAGAAAAAUACAGCAAGGAGCUGAACGCUUCACUGAGACACGCAGGAGUGACAUCAGGUGCGGUGAACACUAGCUCACAGUCUCAGUCCUGGUCCAGUGUGCUUCAGGAGGAGUGUUCGCUACAUGAUGGAGACUCUCUGAGUUCAGCUGCAGCUCUGUCCAGCACCCAGCUCUCAGGUGUUUUCCAGCCGCUACAGCCCCGUCCAGACAUCGACUCCUCGUCUUCAUCUUCAUCAUCUAGAAAUGCAGUGCGAGAUGAUCAGAGCCCUAGAGCACAGGGCUGGAGCGAGACUGUAAACCGGAUCCUUGAACGCCUGUCCGAUCAGUUAUCCAUCAGACAAAGCGAGCAGGGUCACGGCGCCACGCCUGCUGAAUCGCUUCGUCUGUCGUCCUCAGUGAGUCACGAUGAAGACAGACACCUGAACAAGUCACUGCCGCCCUCUCCCAUCGUGAGGCAGAGCUGGGCCGGUCCCGUCUCAAACUCGCAGCCAGAUGAAAGCACAUAUUCGAGUGCUGAAGAUCAGUCAGCAUCUGAUCAGUUUGAUGGCUGUGAGUCUGUUUUGAGCCGAGUGAUUGGGAAAGCGUCAGAUAUCGGUUCGUCUCAGGUGUUUGAUCAGAGCAGUGUCCUCGUCGAUGGGCCGGAGGAAGUGACUCAGAGCACAGCUGCAGAAGUGCUGCGCUUCAGUCCGGUCAGAUCCUCACUCCAGCCGUCUACAUCACAGAUGAUGACGCAUGAUGUUCUGACUGACGUGCCACACGAUGAUGCAUCAGAUUUGUUUCUUCCUCUGCCCUCUGAUGUCACCACCAAUGAGACGGCAGACUGUUCGACGGCUCUUUACGUCCCGCUGGAAGCAGAACCGUUUGGCUUGAAUGUGGCCGAUGCCUCUGACUGGCUGGAGCCGACAGAUCAGUCCCUUCCGUCCCUGCAGCAUCUCAGAGCCGACACGCUGCUCCAGUCCCAGUCAGAGCUACAGAUAUCCAUGGAUACGCUCUCUCUUACCCACGAGUCCCUCUGUGAAACUGACACUGUGGCUCCUCCCACUGCUGCAGAUGUGAGCCUCAUGCCAUGCUCCCCUUUCAAGGAAGACUGCCUUGACCUCGUACCCCAGCUGCUCUCACAGGAAGUGAGCUCACACCCAGAGCCGGUCAACGCUGAGUCACAGCAGUCAGCUGGAGGAGGAAACACACUGAGCGAGCUCAUAGAACGAGCACAGGCGGCGGGUGACGUGAAGGGCAUUCUGGAGGAGUCCACCAUCUCCUUCAUCAGUCUUCCAGAGUCGACACUACAGGAUCCUGAGCUCACCCUCAUGCAGUCUUCAGACACAGGAAGUGCUGCACAGGAAGUGGAAUUUGAGGGCUGUGAGGGCCAAUCACAGUGCCGUACAGACGACAGCCAAUCAGAGCGGCCUGAGGCGUCACUCGCUCACGCUGUGAUGCUGCUGGAGUUUCAGAGCUCAUCUGCUCAGCAGCAGCGCCUGCGGGAUCGUCUUGCACAGAGAUCAGCGCACAGAGCUGCCCAGAUCAGAGCCAGACACGCAGAGUCUGGAAAAGCCACACCGCUCCAGAAAAUGUCCAGAGACACAGGACGCACAGGUUCCAAAACACACACAGCGAACAGACUGAAGAGCGUGACCGAGGUGCGGAUCUGCACUGAUGAACACAGACGCUGUGAAGAGACUGAGAUGUACCGCCGCACACAGAGAUUGUACAAUCAGUUAGAAGAGGUCAAACAGAAGAAGGAGCUGCGGAGCCGUCAGGAAUCGUACGCUAAGAACCGGGAGAAGGCCAGAGACUUCCAGAGGAAGACGCUGGAGAAACUGAGGGCCAAACUGAACCGCUGAUGUUCUGACGGAGGUUCAUUGCUGCUGUUUUAGUUUUAGAUUUUAAAGUGUCAAGCUCUUUUAUUUGUAUGUCUGUAUGUUGUGUAUUUUAAGUAAAAUGUUAUUUUAAUUUAA
Molecule: messenger RNA, 4144 nt
Organism: Labeo rohita (rohu)
Lineage: Eukaryota; Metazoa; Chordata; Actinopteri; Cypriniformes; Cyprinidae
Gene: cep295
Product: centrosomal protein 295
Exons: 25
Coding region: 158-4030 (1290 amino acids)
Source: RefSeq, a predicted model, not a curated record